Messenger RNA from Penicillium lagena, 258 nucleotides. RefSeq lists its product as uncharacterized. The coding region runs from base 1 to 258 and encodes 85 amino acids. The record is from RefSeq and is a predicted model, not a curated record. The transcript has a single exon. NCBI's taxonomy places the organism in Eukaryota, Fungi, Ascomycota, Eurotiomycetes, Eurotiales, Aspergillaceae.
AUGCAGGGGCACAAUGGCAACCCAGCAUGGCAGCACCGCUCAGAUGUUGAUAUGCGGUCUGUUGAUGAUCCGAGUGAGGGCAGUCUGGCCCUGUCUGGCGAUGUCGGAGGUCUGCCUGGAAUGGAUGGAGCUAUAUUUCCCGCUCAACCAGGCACUCUCCUCCUUGCUAUCAUGGAUCCGAUCCUACAGCGACCGUUCCUUACAGUCGUCCCGUUCAACAUCGGAAGGGACAUGCUGAGUCAGCUAAACACCAUGUGA